AUGGCUCCUCAGUAUAACUCGAGUGGAAGAUCGAGUAGACCCACGGGCGGCACUCAAAGUGAGCGCGAUCCUGCUAAGCAGUCGCAGUCUGAGACUAAUUUGUCAAGUGGUGUUGUGCCCAGCCCGCCACGAGAAGCUGACCAUCCUAACCGCGACUGGCGCGUCAUCCAGCCAGACUCGUCGUAUACGCCACAUCAAGGCCCUUGGAAGGGGCGCAUCAUAACGCCCGGGAUCGUAGGUGCAGUCCUCGCAGCGAAUGAUGACCACUUGGACGAGGAAGUUGCCAAAAAAUCCGAAGUUGUUGUAGCCAACCAGACAAGUGAUGCUCAUACUGGCCGUGGUCGGUCGAGGGAAGAAAUCGGACACCGUAGGACCGCAGGACAUCAAACCGCUGUGCCACAUCACACCAGAUCUGCUACAACUAGCAAUGUCUCUCAGAAUUCCCAUGGUGAGUCCAGCGCAAGAAAAAACUUUAAUCCUCAGCGCGAGACCGGGAUAUCGCUGGAUGGCUUCCCAAGUCGAAGCGUAGAAGAAGGCGGCGUCGGUGGGCUCUUCCACCACGAUAGAGACGAGUUCAAUGACAGCGCUGCAAGUGCCGCUGCCUCCACCUCCACGUCACUGCGGUCAUCUGGUCCAAGUACGGACGAGGUGGUUUACACUGCACAGGCUGUCACCAUCUGUCCCGCACGGGCGGGCCAGCGCCGCCGCGAGGAGGUUGACAUGUCUCUGUUGCCAUCAUUGGCCGCUAUUGACCGCAUGGAUAGGCUUAUUAACGAGACUAUCGGGGUUUGGGAGGACGCUCCCGUUGCGGAGCGGGAGGGCCAGCCUGACUUUCCAACGGUCGAGGAAGUGGAUAAGCAGGUGAACGAGCGUGGCGAUAGAUUGCUGACUGGUAUUAGGGAGAGAACCAUCACUGCCCCAAACCGGGUCCCCAUUGCGCCGUAUACUCGAGUCGCGGAGGGCGACGCUCAGACUAACCCGUCAUCUGACCUAGGAACCCAUCAUACACAGGAGACGCCUCAUCCUUAUGGGAGCCGUACCGACGCAUACCCGAAAGACGGUGAGCAAGCCAAACGAAGACCUCCUUCCCCCACCCCCAGCGAGUCCAGCAUCGCCGAGACGAUAUUCCACGUUCGGCGCCCCACGCCUCCCCCGUCCGAGACCAGAGCCGCGCCAUGGCAGUCCAGCCGAGCAUCCCUACCUAGCCAGCUGUCGCGAGAACGUGCGGCUGGCGGGUCAGAUGGCUUGCAGCGGGGCGGCAUGGGCCCGGCAACUGCGCUUCGUGAUCAGCCGCCGAGUAUCACUGACGCUGAUCUCGACGCCAGGCGAGAGGAUGUACCUGUGAGACUUCCCGAGGAUGUGCCAUCUGUGCUGGUCCCUGGUGGGUGGAUGGGCUUGGGUGGGAGUGUUUCCACUGCGCAGGCAAGUCGUAGGCAGGAUCGUGGUGUCGCUGACGGGAAGCAGGCGGGGAGAGGAGGAUGA
Messenger RNA from Diaporthe amygdali, 1482 nucleotides. RefSeq lists its product as uncharacterized. The record is from RefSeq and is a predicted model, not a curated record. The transcript has a single exon. Lineage: Eukaryota; Fungi; Ascomycota; Sordariomycetes; Diaporthales; Diaporthaceae. Bases 1 to 1482 code for a protein of 493 amino acids.